Molecule: messenger RNA, 3180 nt
Organism: Knipowitschia caucasica
Lineage: Eukaryota; Metazoa; Chordata; Actinopteri; Gobiiformes; Gobiidae
Source: the annotation of a GenBank genome assembly
AUGAAGAUCCAUGGAGUCCAACUGCUGAAAUCACCAGACCUGGGUCGUCAUAGUCUUCUUUAUCUAAAAGAAAUUGGUCAUGGGUGGUUUGGAAAGGUUAUGCUUGGUGAAGUCAAUGCGGGCCACAGCACCACACAGGUUGUAGUUAAGGAGCUCAAGGCCAGUGCCAGCGCUCAAGAGCAGUCUGAUUUUUUGGAAGAGGUUCAACCCUAUCGUCUUCAGCACCCGGCUCUUGUCAUGUGUUUGGCUCAAUGCACAGAGGUCACUCCUUAUUUGCUCAUCAUGGAGUUUUGUCCCCUGGGCGAUCUCAAGAACUACCUCCGCAGCUGUCGGGGAGCAGACGCAGACGCAGACGCAGAUGCAGAGGCCCCUGACCCCUCAAUCCUUCAGAGGAUGGUGUGUGACAUUGCCUCGGGACUCCUCCAUCUCCACAAACAAAACUUUAUUCACAGUGACUUAGCACUCAGAAACUGCCUGCUAACCUCAGAACUGUCAGUCAAGAUAGGAGACUAUGGCCUUUCUCACAGCCGAUACAAGGAAGAUUAUUACAUAACUCAAGAUCAGAUCUGGGUGCCUCUUCGAUGGAUUGCUCCAGAACUUAUAGAUGAAGUGCAUGGAAAUCUACUGGUUGUUGACCAAACUAAAAACAGUAACAUAUGGUCCUUAGGCGUGACCAUGUGGGAACUUUUUGAAUUGGGAAAUCUGCCCUACAGACAGUUCUCUGACCGACAAGUGCUAACAUAUGCAUUGAAGGAAGAGCAGCUGAAACUCCCCAAGCCCCAUCUCCAGUUUCCCCUGUCAGAGCGCUGGUAUGAGGUGAUGCAGUUCUGCUGGCUCCAGCCUGAACUCAGACCCAGCAGUGAAGAGGUGCAUCUUCUCGUCACAUACCUGUGUGCCAAAGGCUCCAGUGAAGCAGAAGAAGAUUUUGAACAACGCUGGAAUGCCCUGAGACCCAAUUUACUCGGGAGCAACACCCACACCUCCUCUGCUGCUCUGGUCCUCACUCCCACACCUUUAAAACAAACCCAGGUGGAGCUGGCCUCCUCCGCAUCCUCCUUCCCCCUCCUUGAACAUUUCCCAGAUUCUGGAGACGACCUGCUUACUGUUACCGAGACUAGUCAGGGGCUCAACUUUGAGUACAAAUGGGAACAGGCCAGAGCGGAGCAGCCUUACUGCUCAUCAUCCACGAGUGGGCCUUUAGGACAGGGAAACCCUCAUUACCAGGACAUUUACUAUUCAUGCAGAGAAAGCACAUGUAGGGGUGACAGUCCUACUUACUAUGAACCAGAGCACCCUGGGGUGGUUCCAGUGCUGAGCGCUCACAGCCCCUCUAUAAGCAGCGAGUACUACAUUCGCAUUGAAGAGCCUGUAGAAUGUAAUAUCACUCUUGAUGACAGCAUAGUAGACUACAGCCCUGGUCUGGAAGCCUGCAGUGUGUCUCCUGAGACUGCCUCAUGCAAGGCUCAGGACAGCAACAGAGAACUACACAGGGGGGUUGGAGUGACUACUAGUUUGGUUGGUCUUGGCGACUACAGCGAAGACGAAGAUGAUGACUUAACAUACAUCACUGCGGGCAUUUUUGCAGACUUCAACCUGGACUAUGCCAAUCUUGAAGAGGAGGAGCUCAGUCCAAUAAAACACACACAUGGCACUCCUGGUUCUGUAGACACUCUGAACUUGUCAUCCUCCAUGGAACAAGCUUUUAGUCCUGACAACUUUAACAUCCCCCUUCUCCCCAAAUCUCUGGACAGCGGCUACGACACCGAAAACAAUGAAUCCCCCGAAUUUCUGUUCAAAGAUGACCAGAGCCCUAGAAUUGGUGGAGACUUUGUUUUGGAAAUGGACCUAGGUCAAGAGAUUUCCUCAAAUAUACAGCUGAAAGCACUGACAGAUAAAAGUCCAUACAGAGAUUCAGCAUAUUUCUCCGACUAUGAAAACGAAAGGAGUCCACACAAAGACGGGAGCAGGUUCUUUCCGAACUCCGACAAAACACACCUCCUUAAAGAUGUCAAGUUCAAUUAUGAUGUACAACACACCAAAGCUAAUGUUGAUGUUGACGUAAAUAGUAGACGACUCGCCACUCCCGGAUUGUCCAUGCUGUCACCCUUUCCUCCGGAGAUGGGCGGAUGUCUAACGAAAGAGUGUGCGCCCGUCGAUGAAGAACUUGGAUUGGAAACGGAUCACAGUCCGGAGGAACUGCCUUCGGAGCUUAGUUCAUCCAUGUCCGAACCGUCCUCAUCGGUCCAAGAAGGUUCGUCUCAUCAGGAAGACAAGAAAACGGGGAACUCCUUACCGAACAAGUCGUUACAAUCAAACUGUACUUUGAACGAAGACACAACAGACGGUUCGGCAGAGGAUGAGGAGAUACCAGAAAUCAGCAGCGUCGGGAAAGACGAAGCGAGGGCUGACGUGACCAUAAACGAAGACGAUUUCGAAGACAUUGACGCCGACUCGCAAGACAGCCUUUGCGAAGAGCCCUCCAACGGUCCGGCCAACCUGUCCACCUCCUCCUCGCUGUUAGAACUGUGCGGUGAGGACGUGAGGGCGCCCCUAGAGGAGGCGGAGGAGGAGUACGACUCGGACGACAGCGAGUCCGACGAAGAGCUGAGAACGUACAACAUCCAGGAGGAGGACAGCGACGAGAGCGAGGAGGACUUCAGCGCGGUGCCGGUGGUGUUCAGCGACUGCAGCCGAGCCAGUCACCUGCGGAGCCUCCUGAAGAUGCCGACGCUACUCACGGAAUCUUUCUGCGAGGAGCUGGACAAGAAGAAGAAAGCUGUGUCCUUCUUUGAUGACGUCACAGUGUUCCUCUUUGAUCAGGAGAGCCCAACAGGAGAACUUUCAGAUUACACAUUUGUCACGGACACAGAGUCACUAGAAGAGGAGGAACUUCCGCUGAAAGACCCCGAGACGCCAAUGGACACUGCUCUUGAACCAGAAAUCAAUGACAAAAGGGUGACAAAUGAAUUGGAAGACGUCGUGUGUGAGCCAAACCUGCCUUCACCCAAUGACCAUCCCGAGAGCCUCUCCUGCCCCGUGCCCAGUCCUACCCGUUCAGAAGUCCCCAAACCCAGCUCUGUGGCCCUCAAUCGUUUCAUGGUCUCUCGGUUCUCAAUCACACACGUCAUAGAUCCCAACGCGAGCUCAGUAGCAGAAACCAUUGACGGCAGCCCAAACUGA